Messenger RNA from Pundamilia nyererei, 6999 nucleotides. It is a transcript of the gene anapc1, whose product is annotated as anaphase promoting complex subunit 1. Gene Ontology annotation, cellular component: anaphase-promoting complex. Bases 222 to 6086 code for a protein of 1954 amino acids. Gene Ontology annotation, biological process: metaphase/anaphase transition of mitotic cell cycle; protein K11-linked ubiquitination; anaphase-promoting complex-dependent catabolic process. The transcript has 52 exons. The record is from RefSeq and is a predicted model, not a curated record. Gene Ontology annotation, molecular function: molecular adaptor activity. NCBI's taxonomy places the organism in Eukaryota, Metazoa, Chordata, Actinopteri, Cichliformes, Cichlidae.
GAUUGGCUGACUCGUGGAGGAAUGGGAUGUCGGGACAGCAAAGAUGUCCGCGCUCAUUUGAAAACCUGCUAUAGGCGAAUACGGAAUUUGCCACUUGUUUUUAUGUUUGUAGGGUGACAACGUUGUGCUCAAGCGAGACGCAUUGAAAGGAAAGAUAAGGACUCCGCGACAAGGGCCAGACUAUUCCUUAUUAUCAGAAAUAAUGCUGAUAUCUGAAACUCAUGUCGGAAGUCGUGUAUGAAGAGACAGCCACGAUGAUUGCCGCAGGGGAAUUGCAGUCAUUUGUCCCGUUUGGCCGCGAGCACUGCAGGAACCAUCCAAACGCCUUCAACCUGCAGCUCAGAGAGCUCCAGCCUGCCUCCGAGCUGUGGGCAUCAGAUGGUGCUGCUGGCCUGGUGGGGUCCCUGCAGGAAGUCAGUCUGCAGGAGAGAGAGAGGGAAUUUUGGCAGCUUAGGAAGGGCUGCAAGGGAGUCAAAGAGGAAGAUGUGGAAUUUGAAGAAGAACUCUAUGCAGCAGGAAACGUGGUUGUCUGGAGCCAGGGUAGUAGGGCUCAAGCUUCCAGUGUAUAUAAGGCCUUCACUGUUGACAGCCCAGUGCAGCAGGCCUUGUGGUGCAACUUUGCUGCUCCUCACAAGAAGAAUGAUGAUGAAGAAGUGGAGCUCACAGUGUGUAUUGUCCAGAGUAGCUGUGUUAAUGUUCACACCAUGACUGGAAAAGACUUCAUCUCACCACUGCCGUUCCAGGUGUCAAAUGUGUGGGCAACAAAGUUUGGACUUCUUAUGGAACGUAAAAGCACAGCAAAUGAUGCACAUUUCAGCCCCCCUGGGGAACCUCUGCCCACAGUUUUCAGCAUGCUGCAUCCUCUAGAUGAGAUCGCACCAGUUGUGUGUAAACCUGCAGGCCUGUUUGAAGGCCGUGUGCAGUAUGUGUCUGACUCGGCCAUGAAGAUAGUGUUCACCUGCUGUCAGCCGUCUAUAGUUGUAUCAUAUGACACAGUUCAAGGAAUACACUCUGUCUGGACUCUGCGCAAAGUCACACAUGAUGAGCGCUCUACAGUCCUGCGGUGUCCGGCAGAACCGGCUGGGACACCGUUGGGUCUGAUGGCUUCAGGCUUUCUCACUUCUCAUUUGCGGAAUGUCUCCCGUCAUGACUCCCCUGGUGGCACUGGUCCAAGUGGGCAUGGUCUUGGGACUGGAACAAGUGCUGUUGGUUCCAGCUCUCCCCUCCACUACAGUGCUUUGCACAGCCACCAGAGCAGGAUUGUCACAUCCUCACCAGGAACUCACUCUCGAGUUCAUUCUCCGAGUAUAUCCAACAUGGCCGCCCUCAGCCGUGCCCACUCUCCAGGCAUGGCAGCUCCAUCCUUUUCAGGUGUGGCUCGUUUCAACACGUCUUUGCACAGCUCAUCCCCCAGGGGGCACCAUGGCUUGUUAGCAUCUCCCAACAGUACUAUCAAUGAGACAGUGUUGGUCCCAGAGAUGGAACCUAUCAUACCUGACCUCUGCAUGGAGCAGCUAUGGAGUGAGGCGGUCACUGCUGGCUCCAACAGGGAAAUGAGCAGCCAGGCAUCUAAAGUAUUCCUGACCUCUGAUCUCUGUGAGAAUCAUUACCUGUGUUUCCUGGUGGAAUCUCACCAACAGCUCAGAUGUGUGAAGUUUAUUGAGAGCAAUGAUACGUCACAGCUCAUCUUCCCCUCUGUCACAACCAUCCCUGCUAAAGAUGCGGAGCCUCUGCAGAGUAUAGAUGCCAUGCUAGUUCUGGAGGCCUGUGGUAGUUUGGUUCUCUAUACAGGAAUCACCAGGGUCAGCAAGGUGUUUGUGCCUGGACUGUUGUCACCCUCCUUCAGCCUGACCAAUCACCUCCCUCACCGCAGCACUCCAGUGGAAACUGUUAGCACACCAGCUAAUGCUGGCAGUAGGCAUCUCCAAAGACUUGAUGAGGAUGCCAUGCCUUCACCAGUGACAGGUCUAAGGGGUCCAAACAUUAAACACCAUGAUGCUUCCUUUUUGGAGGAUUACACAUUUCAGCCAGCCACACCCUACAUCAAUGCCUUACGUGAUCCUGUCUGCAACCGGGUGACUCUGGAACUAAGCAUUGGCACAAUGCUGAGGAUUUCUAUCCCAGAGAUUGCUACUUCAGACCUGGUGAGAAAGUGCCUUGAGGCAUUUCGUUUUAUCCUGCCUAAAGAAGCUGCUAUGAAGGUUUCGGUGAAAUGGUAUAACAUCUACAAUGCACCUGGAGGUCCCAGUGCCCACACAGAGUGGAGCCUGUUUGUCACCUGCUUCAUGACACUGAUGGGCUACAACACCGAGCGCCUGACCUGGACACGAAAUCUGCAUUUUGAAAUGCCUCUCUCUCCAGUGAUUGCAGCCAAGAAGGCUCGUCCCUCCGAUGGAGGUUCUGAUGAGGACUGGGACUACUUGAUAGGGUCCCAUUACCACCGUCAGAUGAAUUUCUUGCCCGUUGCCACUUCACUGGAUGCCAGUGGCAAUAGUACAGUCACUUCAGAAACUGAAGGCCUGUGCGCUGCUUCUUCUCCCCCCAGUCCAUCUCUGAAGUUGGACAGUUCAGCUCCUCUGUUCCCUCACAUCCCUGCACUCUUCUAUGUCCUCCAUCUGCUCUAUCAGGAACUGCAGCUGGAUGAGCUGCAGCGAGCGAGAGCUUCAUCACUAGUCUGCCUGCUGCAACAGCUGGCUAGAGAUCUUCAGCUUGAAGAGUAUGUGGAUCUGUACUGGAGAGACUACCCUUCAAUAAUUAGUGGCUUCACUGAGAGCUGCUUGAUAGACCAGGCACUGAUUUGCCAAAUGCAGCGGCCGUCUUUCCUGAGACCAGAGCCUCCCUGUGUGUUCAGCUGGCUCAGUAGCUGCUUGAGAGGAGAGGAGAGCCCACCUUUCCCCUACCUGCCGGGUAUCUGCCAGAGGACCAGACUGCUGGUUGUGAGUUAUGCUCUCUAUGUCAUUGGAGAUGAAAAUGCUACUUCAACAGAUGUAUCCAAGUACCUAGCCAAGCUUUCUGCAGGCCAGAAAUCCUCUGUCACUGAACCCCAAAUAAGAAGACAGAGCAGUGUUAAAGUGAUGUCCUCCAGUGAAAAUCUGGCUGAGCAGCUGGUGGUCUGGCUCACCUCACAGGGUUUCACCCUGAAAGAUUUGGAGUCGGUCCCCUUUGGUGUGGCUUUGCCUAUUAGAGAGGCAAUCUAUCGGUGCCGUGAGCAGCCGUGUUCUGAUUGGUCAGAGGAGGUCUGUCUUCUGAUUGGAAGACAAGAUCUUACCAAACAAGCCCACAAAAUGACCCUUGCCAAGAGCAAAGCUUCUGUAAGUUCAGGCCUGUCCUUGGAACCUCCUGCAACCACAGAACCAGAUGAGGAGGAGGAUGGGAUGUCAGACAUUGUUCAAGAGGUCACAGGACUGAUUUGGAGUCAGGAUCUGAGGGUCCAAGAGGUCAGGAGGCUUCUGCAGAGCUCCAGACCUGUCCGGGUUAGUGUUGUCCAGCUGCCAGAGGUGUCUGACCAUGAGUACAUAGAGGAGAAAGAGAACAAACUCCUGCAGCUGUGUCAAAGGACCAUGGCCCUGCCAGUUGGCAGGGGCCUCUUCACUCUCUUCUCUUAUCACCCAGUACCGACUGAACCUUUACCUGUCCCAAAACUCAACCUCACAGGCCGUGCCCUUCCGAGGAAUACUGUGGUAGAUCUGAACAGCGGAAACAUUGAUGUUCCUCCUAAUAUGACUAGCUGGCCCAGUUUUCAUAACGGAGUAGCUGCUGGGCUUAAAAUAGCCCCUGCCUCACAGGUGGACUCAGCCUGGAUUGCCUACAACAAGCCAAAGAGCCCUGAGCUGGCUAAUGAGUAUGCAGGCUUCCUUAUGGCCUUGGGGCUCAAUGGACACCUCACCAAGUUGGCCACGCUGAACAUACAUGACUACCUCACAAAGGGCCAUGAAAUGACCAGCAUUGGGCUCCUCCUGGGUGUGUCUUCAGCCAAACUGGGCACCAUGGACAUGUCGAUCACUCGCCUACUUGGCAUACACAUUCCUGCCCUUCUCCCGCCCACUUCCACUGAGCUGGACGUGCCACACAAUGUUCAGGUUGCAGCUGUAAUUGGCAUCGGGUUGGUGUACCAAGGAACGGGCCAUAGACACAAUGCUGAAGUCUUGCUGUCUGAGAUAGGUCGACCCCCUGGACCAGAGAUGGAAUAUUGUACAGACAGAGAGUCCUAUUCGUUAGCAGCUGGGCUCGCUCUUGGUAUGGUCUGUCUGGGGCAUGGCAGCAACCUGAUUGGGAUGACAGACCUGAAUGUCCCUGAGCAGUUGUAUCAGUACAUGGUUGGGGGACAUCGCAGAGCUCAGGCUGGGGCCAACCGGGAGAGGCACAAAUCCCCCAGCUACCAAAUCAAGGAGGGUGACACUAUUAAUGUAGAUGUGACAUGUCCAGGCGCUACGCUAGCCCUCGCCAUGAUCUACCUCAAGACCAACAACAGGUCGAUUGCUGAUUGGCUGAAACCUCCAGAUACUUUGUUCCUCCUGGACUUCAUUAAGCCAGAGUUUCUGCUGCUGAGGACUCUGGCCCGGUGUAUUAUCAUGUGGGAUGAAAUCCUGCCUAAUACUAUCUGGGUCAAGAGUAACAUCCCACAGAUCAUGAGAGGGACUUUUGACCCUUCAGAGGACAUUAACAUGGAGACGAUGGCCCAAGCCCAAGACUACAUUACAGCUGGGGCCUGUUUGGCACUUGGUUUACGGUUUGCUGGCUCUGCCAACUCUGAUGCCUUUGACUGCCUUUAUAGCUUGGCCAGGACCCACAUGACAAUCAUGUCCUUUGCUGGUACAGCUGCUGUGGGUGCUCACACAUUUUACAACCUCCAGACCUGCCUGUCAAUGAUUCUGCUGGCUAUGUCCAUGGUGAUGUCUGGUACAGGAAACCUGAAGGUCCUGCAGCUUUGUCGUUUCUUCCACAAGCGGACUGGUGGUGAAAUGAACUAUGGCUUCCACAUGGCUCAUCACAUGGCACUGGGUCUGCUCUUUCUGGGAGGAGGCAGGUACACCCUCAGUACCUCCAAUUCAGCCAUCGCUGCUCUGCUGUGUGCCCUGUAUCCACACUUCCCUGCUCACAGCACUGACAACCGCUACCACCUGCAGGCCCUUCGGCACCUGGCUGUGCUGGCUGCAGAGCCUCGACUGCUCGUCCCUGUGGAUGUGGACUCCCUGAAGCCUUGCUAUGCCCUUUUAGAGGUCACUUACAAGGUAAAAGUGAAAGGACCACGUUACUGGGAACUGUCUGUAGACCUCAGCAAAGAAACACAGCAUCUAAAGUCCAUCUUGUCGAGAGAUGGGGUGUUGUAUGUAAAACUACGGGCUGGCCAGCUGCCCUACAAGGAUGACCCUCAAGGUUGGAAGAGCCUGGUAGCCACCACAGUCAACCACCGCAGCUCUGGAGUCAAAGCCUUCAAGCCUGAAGCCAUCUCUACGUUCACCUCUGAGCCAGCUCUUGUCUCCUUUGCCGAGCUCUUCUGUAAAACUUCUGAAGGAAUGAAACAUAGAGAAGAUACUCUAGUGUUGUUCUCAGCUAUGCUGUACGAAUGUGUGACGCAGGAGUGUCCAGAGAUGCUGCCCACAUAUAUUGCUGUCGAGCAGGCAGUGUCAGCUCUGCGUCGGGGUGAUUUGCUGCAGACCUUUCCCUUGUGGCAGUUGCGUCUGGUAGUGGAACUGUGGGACAGCAGGAUGCAGCGAGGUCCUGCGAACCGCCGCGACACCCUGCUUACCUCUGAAUUUCUGCCGGUCAUGAAGAAUGCGGUGGAUGCCACACUCGACAGCUGGCUCAAAGAAAACAGCUCGGUGUUGAGGACCUACAUGAAGGGAGAGGCACUCUCAAAGGACACCCAAUCGAUCAUGUUGGCCUGCUUCUUGGUGUACCGGUCAAUCCCCUACCUCAAGAACGCACACACACAGCUGGAGGGCUGCAGCUCACUUGGGGACUUACUGUUACUUAGCAGCCAGUUGGGCAUCCCUUUGAGAGAUUUGCUGAGGCUCGUACCUGUCCUUCUGGGUUCUGCAUCUGGACCACACACACUGCUGGGAUUUCCACUGCAAGCAUUUUGAUUGUGAUUCUCAGAACUCGUAAAUGGGCUGGUAACCUCUCAGAGAAACACUUCAAAGCCUUGCACUGCUGGCACCCGUGGGACUGAUUUUCUACCUGUAACAGCUGCAAACAGGUGCAGCACGUGGGACAAAAAAUGUGAGCAUUAGACAUCUUUUGUCUAAAUGCAGCAUGGCUGCCUUGAAUGGAGAAGAACUGACUUUUUCCCUCUGAGGCUCUAGGAAAUGAAAUAACUAAAGUAAUUAUCUUUGUAACAUAUUUGUAUUUAGGUUGUGUUUUUUUAUGGUAUAAAAAAGGUUUAGGCUGCAGUAAUCGUGCAGUUUAACCUUUUCAGAUGGUUACUCAGAAUUCCAGUGGCAGAUAGAACAGAAUGAACUGAUCAUUAUAAUUCAGCUGUUGUCAUAUACUAGUUUUCAAGCUGAGUUCAGUCCACUGGGUUGAGUGAACAUGAAAAGACAGAAAAGGCAAUAAAAAGCAGAAGUACCUGCACACUCCAUGAAUACUGUUUUUAUUCUAUGGCUUAAUGUGGGUGAAUGAGACUCCUCAACAUAAUCAGGACAUCAUCUGCCUUAUUGUUUCCUCUUUUUUAGAUCUCAUUAUGUCCACCACUUUGAAGAUACUCUUUUUGAAAAUGCUGCUGCAUUUCCUGUGUUUUUAUGUUUCUGACAAAGACCGGUUGCUUACUGCUCAUUAAACCCUCACAAGAACUGCAUUCAUCUUUUUUGAUGUGUUGUUGCCAGUGUCCGUCAUGCUUGUUUAUUUAGCUCAGAUCUUACUUUUGUGGUGCCAGCCUUGCAUCAGUGUGGAUAAGAUAAAGGUCGCUUUUUAAGUGAUGCGUGAAACAAAAUGGUCUGUGUUGUUUCAGGUGUCCUGCCACAUGAAAGAAAUCCCCUGAUCUUCCAGUGAUAGUUUUGU